Messenger RNA from Parathielavia appendiculata, 3350 nucleotides. RefSeq lists its product as uncharacterized. Gene Ontology annotation, cellular component: eukaryotic translation initiation factor 3 complex. Gene Ontology annotation, molecular function: RNA binding; translation initiation factor activity; translation initiation factor binding. NCBI's taxonomy places the organism in Eukaryota, Fungi, Ascomycota, Sordariomycetes, Sordariales, Chaetomiaceae. The coding region runs from base 320 to 2914 and encodes 864 amino acids. Gene Ontology annotation, biological process: translational initiation. The transcript has 3 exons. The record is from RefSeq and is a predicted model, not a curated record.
ACAAGGACGAUGCUAGGUUGUCGGUCAGAAAUCUGUGAUUCUCAUGCUCAGAGUCCUGGGGCACAAUCAAUUUUCUUCUUCCGCAGUACGAGUGCUUUGACAUUCAAAACCGGUGUCAUUGUGGCGAUAGCGGAGUGGUUUGCCAAACCAGCCCCAAAUUGAGGCCCCACCAAAUCACCACUGAAAAAUAAAUCUCGACCCCUCCACUAUUCUCGUAUUUUCGCAAUCGCCUGUCCAGCCACGACGUCGCGACACAUCGCGAAGCGCAUCAACAACACCCGACCAGACCUUGCGCAUAAAACAGGAACCGAUUUUCACCAUGUCUCGGUUCUUCCGUGCCGGCGACGACAGCUCGUCAGAGAGCAGCACUGACGAGGAGGAGCUGUACUCCACCUCUGAGGAGGAAGAGGAGGAGGAGCAGGAGGAGCAGGAGUCCUCUGAGGAGGAGGAUGAGGAGGAAGAGUCCAGCGAUAAUGAAGCUGGGCCGGCAAAGAAAGGCUUAUCCCGCUUCUUAGUCGACCAAGCAGAAUCCGAGAGCGAGGAGAGCGAAGAGGAGGGCGCAACCAAGGUCAAGAGUGCCAAAGACAAGCGGUUUGACGAGCUCGAGGCAACAAUCACCGCCAUCCAGAACGGCCAAAAGAUCAACGAUUGGGGCUCUAUCGCGAAUGAAUUCGACAAGCUCAACCGUCAGGUCGUCAAGCUUCAAGAUGGCGGCAAGGCUCCUAAGUCGUACAUCAAGUGCAUCUCCGAGUUGGAGGACUUCUUGAAUGAGACCUUAGCGAAGCAGAAGGUCACACCCAAGAAAAUGAACGCCACCGCUGCCCGCGGUCUCAAUGCCGUCAAACAGCGCAUCAAGAAGAACAACAAGGAAUACCAGUCCCAGAUUGAUGCGUUCAGGAACGACAGGGAUGCCUUCAUGGAGUCGGACGAGGAGGUCGCCCCGCUACCGAAGCCUACCAAAGUCAGGUUCCAAGAGGCGCCGGCUGCAGACGAAGCGGCCGAGGAUGAGGACAAGGGCUUUGCUAGAGUCGACAAGCGUGGCAAGGCUAUUCCAUUCUCGCCCGAGAGCAUCCAGAAGCACCUCCGCACCAUCAUCGAGUCAAGAGGCAGGAAGAACACCGAUCGCAAUGAACAGAUCAGGAUUAUGGAAGAACUCAACAAGGUUGCUGAGACACCUUAUCUCAAGAUCCGAGUCCUGCAGACAUUGGUUUCGACUCGGUUCGAUCUUGGUGUUGGCACGGCGACCUCGAUGCCCUUGGAGCACUGGAAGGCUGCCGAGAGGGAAUUGUCCGCUUUGCUUUCGCUUCUCGAAACACACAAGGACCAUGUAGUGAUCGAGAACGCGGAGGAGUGGGAUGACGAUGACAAGACUCCUGUCCUGGGACCUGAUGACAAGUACAUCAAAGUACCCGGCAGCGUGGUUUCCUACAUCGAGCGCUUGGAUGACGAACUUGUUCGCUCGCUCCAGAACAUCGACCCUCACACCUCGGAGUACAUUGAAAGGUUGACCGACGAGGCGUCCCUGUACACCAUCAUCUUGCGGGGUCUUCUUUAUUACGAGACCAUCCAGAAGGACGCGUCCCUGGAGAUUCCGCAGGAGAGCUUGAACCGCAUCAUCCAGCGGCGCCUUGAUCACGUUUACUUCAAGCCGGCCCAAGUUGUUAGAAUUCUGGAAGAGAACUCUUGGAAGCAGGUUUCUAGCGGCAUCGAUUCUGCGAUUACUCCUCGCGGUCUUUCGGGCGACGCCAGCCAACUGAUUCAUACGCUGUGCAACUAUCUGUUCAACAACAGCGAGGGCAUCAUCCGUGCUCGUGCCAUGCUCUGCCAGAUCUACUUCUUAGCGUUGCAUAACGAGUACUACAGGGCCCGCGAUAUGAUGCUCACCUCGCAUUUGCAAGAGAACAUCGCCAACUUCGACGUUGCGACCCAAAUUCUCUACAACCGCACCCUGGUCCAAGUCGGCCUCUGCGCUUUCCGGAGAGGUUUGGUGUACGAUGCUCAGAACACUCUACAGGACAUCUGUGGCAGCGGACGCCAAAAGGAGCUUCUUGCUCAGGGUAUGAUGAUGCAGCGGUUCAGUCAAGUCAGCCCAGAGCAGGAGCGGCUUGAGAAGCAACGGCAGCUUCCCUUCCACAUGCACAUCAACCUAGAGCUUCUCGAGUGUGUUUACCUGACAUGCAGCAUGCUCCUCGAGAUUCCGCUCCUGGCACAGAUCGGCUCCUCGCCAGAUAUCAAGAAGCGCGUCAUCAGCAAGACGUACCGUCGCAUGCUUGAGUAUCACGAGAGGCAAAUCUUCACGGGCCCGCCCGAGAACACUCGAGACCACGUCAUGCAGGCGUCCAAGGCUUUGGCGGCUGGUGAAUGGAAGAAGGCAACCCAAUUCAUCCACAGCAUCAAGAUCUGGGAUUUGAUGCCCAGCGCCGAGGACAUCAAGGCGAUGCUUGCCAAGCAGAUACAAGAGGAGGGGCUGCGGACAUAUCUCUUCACGUAUGCGCCUUUCUAUGACACGCUGGCGAUUGAGACGCUCAGCACAAUGUUCGAGCUCGACCCAAUCAAGGUUUCUGCCGUGGUCAGCAAGAUGAUCAGCCACGAGGAACUCGCUGCUGCUCUUGAUCAGGUUACCAAGACAGUCAUCUUCCGCAAGGGUGUGGAGCUCAGCCGUCUCCAGAGCUUGGCUCUGGCUCUCUCGGACAAGGCGAGCGCUCUGAUCGAGACCAAUGAGCGCACGCUCGAGGUGAGGACGCAAGGGUCGGCGAACGCGUUCAGCAGGAAGGAUGGCAGGCAAGGCGGCCAAAGGGGCGGCGGUCAGCGGGGCGGUGGCAGGGGCGGUACACGCACCGGCGGCAAUCCCCAGCGGCAGGCUGGCGGUACGCAAUUCACGGGCGGUGCUUUGGGCGCUGCGGUGCGUGGUUAGGGCUUGGGAUGAUACUGGUGGGGGAAUACAUGGAUGACUUUCGUUUGCUUUCGCAUUUCAGGGUUGGGCAUGUUACGUAUCAAAAUUGGUCCUCGGUGUGUUUUGUGCUUCGCGCCACGGUAGACCAGGGAAUGCAGGCGAUACUACAUACUGUUUGUGAACCCCACGCGUGACUUCGGUUGUCCACUAAUCGGUUGGUUGUCCAGCUGGUGAUGCUCAAACACUGGCAGGUUGAAAAACUCACCACAACGUGGGAGUGCCGCAGUAGGAGCCGGUAGAGAAAGUGAAGGCUGUUUCACAAGUGCGGAAAACUAUGUGGCAUCGCCUGGGAAACACCACGGCCAAUCCAAAUGAAGCCCUGGAGUGGACCUCUUGGGUCUAGUUUCCUCGAGCUAUUUUUGUCUGUACUGAUUUGGUUGACCAAAGAAGAGGCUAC